AUGACAGUCGGCCUAGGCGCCGACAUUACCUCUUCCAGUGGCUAUGAAGCUGCAGUGUUGAGAAAGGAUGACUUAUGGAAUGUCACGGGGCCAUUGUUCGAUGCCAUCACGGUCAAAUGUUUCAUGAUUUGGCAAAGCAGUGACCCCAGGUACAAGUGCAAUGAUGUAGCCAUUGUUAGGGGUUAUCCAGAUCGCAACUCCUAUACCUUCGAAAGCGUUCAAGUAUUCCAUGGCGUAAGUGGCGGGGGCUGGUCAAGGCGCCCAGCAACUUUGAACACGCUGUGGCGUCUAAAGAACUUGGAGGUGACCAUGGGCACCUGGAGUCUUGCCGAGUUGCGGUUCUAUGAGGACGAUUUGUGCACGUUUCCGUUGGACGGACUAGCUUUCUCCAUUGGGAGUGGUGUCCCCCUCACAGAGGCUGAUAUCAAUGCCUUUGACAACAACGUCACAAGCAUUUGGACCGCCAAGUGUGAUCCGGUUCCCGGGUCCAGAGCAGCAGAGAUCUGGGGUGAUGGUUUUCAGUUCCAUGGUUGUGAACCUGACCAGGCCUACAUAGGUCUUGAGUACCAGGAGUAUGUGGAGGUAAGAUGUAUCCGCCUUUUCCAAAAGGCCCCUCGUGACAUCUCAGAACGGGAGCAGCGGCGAUCUUGGUCGGGAGGCUUUGCGUUGCAGAGAUGGUCUGGGGAAGAGUGGGUAGUCACGGAGCAGCUUUGGGAUCCUAACUACACUUCCUAUGGAGGCUUUGCCCCCACGAUUGAGUCACCAUUUCUUGGCAAUGCCCCAGGUGUUUGGGAAGACUUGCGUCCACCGACCUACUCAUGCUGGCGCUUGAUGAACGACGAUUACACUCGAGGUCAAUGGACCAUCUUGGAGCUAGAGUUCUCAGUGUCAGAAUUCUGUGAGGAUUUGCCGGAUCAGAAGAUCAGAGGCUUCCCGCUUGCCAUGCAAGGCCCCGGGAAUUUUGCCAAUCGGCAUGCGUUCGAUGGUGACCUCCGGCAGGACGUAGUCUGGCGAUCAAGUUGCACGCAGGGUCCAGGUGGGGACUCUUGUCUUCCUGGUGAGGCAUGGCUUGGAUUGUAUGCACGUGGCUCGCAACCUGAAGUCAAGUGUUUUCGCAUUCUCCAGUCGAAAGAGCUUGCGGAGCAGUCGGCUUUUGUGAUGUUGGGAAUGUACGUCAAUGGCAAUUGGCAGCUGCACAGCUACCACAGGGAGAUAGGAGGUGGCACGUGGAAUCGGCGACCGGCACCUGCAUGGACUCUUUGGCGAAUCCGAAACAACGAGGCGAUUGCAGGUCAGUGGCGGAUCCCGGAAAUCCAUGCGUAUCGCGACCCUCUUUGCCUCGUGGACAUGACGCCAGGAAAUCCAAUUGCUUCGGGCUACUUCAUAUCAGAGGCCCCGGCAGCUGCAAUGGACAACGAUGCCACUACCUUCUGGACGGCCUGUGCAAACUGCAAUGAAACACGGAAGUACUGGAUUGGAGUGGAGCUUCCUGCGAAUGCUGAAGAUGCUCAGGCCGAAGAGCUUUUUAUACGCUGCUUCAAAGUCUGGCAGAGUGAGCAGAUGAACGAGCAGAUGGUUAGUGCACAGGUUCAGAUAUGGAACGGAGACAUCUACAUCAUGUCACCCAUAACCAAAACAGGUUCGCUCCAUGAAUUGGGCGGAGGCGUUUGGUCCAGACCUGCAGCAAGCUUCAUGACUAGGUGGCGACUGGUGCCAACUGUGGUAGAAGAUCGCAACUGGCGUCUGCUUGAGCUGGAGCUCUAUGCUGAUUCUGAGUGCAGACAUCGACUGCCAAUGGCGGGUUCUGCAGGUGGUGGUACCACCGUCCUAGCUUCAAGCUACACACCCUUCGUGACCGGCUUUCGGCGUUCAGAACAGGCAAAGCUGUGGUCAGAGGCCGAACUUGUCACAGAUGGCGACGCCGAGACCGGCCUGCUGUUGGAACAUAUGCCGAACAAAUCCCGUGAGGCUUACUUCGGCAUAGACUUCCUGUCCGGCUCAGUGUGGGUGAGGUGCGUGAAGUUGAUGCAGGGCUCCACGCCGCUGGAGAGUGUGCCGUCAUUGACCUUGCAACUUUGGGAUGGUUCGCAAUGGCGACAUGAGGACCCUGAGCUGUCAGAAUUUGAAGUCAAUUUGAAUGGCCUAGGCGGAGGCGGGUGGCAGCGAAGGCCAGCGGAGCCGGGCUCCAUGUGGCGGGUGGAGAAUGCAGACUUUGUGCCACAGGGUUGGGCGCUCUACGAGGUGGAGUUCUUCCAAGGGGCGGACUGUGCGGGAGGCAAGCUGACUGGGGAGGUGAUCGCUAGCGGCUACGCUCCUCCUCACGACCAGAGGGGGCCCGCCUUUGGGGUGGAUGGCAACACGUCCACAAUAUGGAUGUCCCAGUGCUGUCCGAUGGACCAGCGCCCCCUGGGCUUCGAGACGGUGGUACCAAAGGUGGGCUGUGAUGAGGGCCAUGCGUGGAUCGGAUUGGAUCUUGGAGCCGGUUCGUCUGCACAAAGCAUCAGAUGCCUCCGAAUUUUUCAAGCUGGCUUUGAGCUAAUGCAAAGCCCGUCGGCCUAUGUCUCCAAGUGGGACGGCACAAACUGGGUCCGCUCUUGGCGCAUGGAUGGCCUAGGAGGCAGUGCCUGGAACAGGAGGCCAGCGGCUGGCAACACGAUGUGGCGACUUCUGUAUAGGUCCAGGAAAGAUGUGCCAUGUCCACAGCAGCUAUCCCGCCUUGUACAGCGACCAUGGGGAGUUGCGGAUUUGAAGUUCUUCAGUGACGACGCCUGUGAAGUUAUGGUGUCCGGAGGAACUCCGAUUACUUCUGGAGGAUUUGACACCUUCCAGCCAUCAGCUGUGGAUCAGCCAUCAUAUGUCACAAGUCGAAUGGUUGAUGACGACAAGCUUACAACUUGGGCUGCCAACUGCAGAACAGGGUUUCAUUACGUAGACACAGAUUUGACAAACUGCACAAAUGCUUGGGUGGGCAUGCAAUGGGCCGCGGCACACGAGAUUCGAUGUGUGUCAUUGGUUCAGUCGCGCUGGGAGUCUGCCAGGUGUUGCGACGCCGCAGAUGAGCUCCUGUUGCAGCGCUGGAAUGGCUCCGACUGGAUUGAGGCAUCCUGGUUCCGAGAUCCUCCGAAGCCGGCCGUGGCAACAGCGACCAACAUCCGGGAGCCAGCGCACCUUGGUGCCGAGUUUCGCAACGUGGGCGAGUGCCCUUCCAGGCUCAGUGAGAAGCGCAUGUUUGAGGAGACCAUCACAGAAACACGCACUCGCAAAGACAGCGAGAAGUGCAUUGUUCAGCUCACUGGUGCUGUGACCUUGCUGGCCGAGCCAUAUUGCAUCAAGCAUCCCCAAUGUGUGGAUGUUUUUGGAACCGCAGGGAGUUGUUGUCCCAUAGGCGACCUCAUUGAAAGCAGAAGUCGCUGCUGUUGCAGUUUCCUCGGUUCGGAGCCAAUCUUUGCCGAUGAAGUCGACUUGAGUGACCCACGUGAGAAGUUUAGUUUUGAGUAUGCGACAAUUUGGAUGUCCAAUCUUCUGCCCUGGAUCGGGCUGGCAGCCACAAUUGCUUUAUAUCUUGCCGCAAUCCUGUUGCCUGCUGACGUGGAGGACCACGCCAGAAACUGGGUUAAGAGCGACAUCGAGGAAAUCUCGAGGCCUGGUCGGAGGCGUCUCUUCUGGAAGCGAGUUGGAGUGAUUUUAGCUUGGCCGCUCUUAGCGUGGAGGACUUUCCUAGCAAGCAGCAAGUCUCAGACGAGCAGGCUUGUUCGGUGGUUUAUUUUGCCAAAUGGCCGACUUCCGAAGCCUUUGGAGCUGUACCGAUCACUGCUUUUUCUGGUUUUCGGGGCAUUGCUUAGUGGCAUGGCGCCUUGGCUCCUCUUGGGAGCAAUCUUCGGUGAAAUGAUGAUCUGGCUUGCGCUCCAGCUUUGUCAGGUGAUCCGCUACUUCCAGUCGCCCUUUGACCCCCUGGACCUCAGAGAUAUGCACUUGCGCCAAGAGGUCUCCAAGGUCAUGGUCCGAAAUGAUGAGGUGAUGGACACAGCAUAUGACAUCGCAGCUGGCGUCGCCACAACCUGUGUAUUCGGUCUUGCCUAUUUCGGAAAGUUCAUAUUUGAUCUUCUCAUUGUCCGUGCGCAAAUGUUGUCUUUCGAGGCCAUCGAGAACAUCGAAGCCGACCGGGUAGUCGAGCUAUUCCCAGGCCUUCUGGAAACACUGCGUGAGCCAGCGAUGCUCAUCUACGAGAUUCUUUUCUGGGCAAGUCAGCUGAUCUCCUUGCUGCUUGGAAACUUGGUUGGAAUCCCGCUCUGUGAAGGUUCCACUGCGCUCGUCGGCUCUGUGGCGCUUGUCAUGAUCUUGUACGGUGCUUCCCAGUGGCUCAACUACGAUCUAUUCGGGCUCUUCGUCGCUGCAAGGCAAGUCGUGAAGGCGACUCGUCCAGAGUGUCAGCGGAUCUUGGCUCAAUCGCUCAUAUUGCUUUGCCUCGGUGCUUCCUUUGCUGCGGUGCAGAUGACAAUGGUUCUUUUCACCCGUGCGCUUUCAUUCGCAAAUCCAUUUGUGGCAUCCACUUGGGUUUGUGGAUAUGAUGACACCCUUGCCAUCUUUGUGGGCCGAAUCCUGCUGUCGGGCUCUUCGGUUGUGGGCUUGAUUUUCGUCUUCCUGUGCGUGAACGGGCAUUUCGUUGGCCAGGACUACAUCACGGAGAGAGUUGCGCAGUUUUUGGGAAUAGAUCUGGCAGCUUUAGAUCCCGAUGGAACUGGGGACGAAGGGGGGAUGUUCCGCUUCGAUGUCUUCGGGGCCGCGCUGCCCACGUUGUUCGGUGUGUGGUGGGAUCCCUGGAACAUUGAUGCCUACUUGGUACGCGAGCGCGCCCACGUCUACUCCAUGGAGCUCCGUGAUCCCCAGGCUUGCAAGGUUUGUGACAAGAUCCACGUCAAAUAUGAGCUCAUGAUGACAGCUACGGGGCGAACCGUUAGUGCAGCUGUGCAGAUUGUUCCAUACGGAGCUGUCGUUGCCAAGGCUUGCGAGUAUCUCAACGACCCUCCUCUGGUUUACAUCGGCAAUAAGAUGUCAUGCUUGAAGGUCCGCAGGAUCGAGAGAUAUGCGACGCGUGGUUCCAAGAACCUGAUCAUCAAGGGCUACUUGCUCCUUGCCGAGAUUCUGGCUUAUUCCAUCGAGUACCUGGUUCCUUUUUUGCGGCGUGUGACCAGUGUGGCCACCCUGGUAUAUUUAAUGAUGGGGACUUUCACGCUGACGGAGCAGAACUUGGUGGGCCAAGGCACGACGGUGAUUCUGGCAGGAUUCGGUUUGUCCUUCGUCAAGGCGUCCUUGGAGAAGCUGGUCCCGUCGAUGCUGAGUUAUGGCUUGGGCGGCGUCUACUUUGCCCUCAGCAGAGCCGAAGGGGUCGUGUCUCGCGCUCAUGAGGUGCCAAGGACCAUCACAGGUCAGAUGCUUUCUGGAGCCACGGCAUCAACAUUGGUUGCUGGCUGCAUUCUGGCAGCUGGCUGGGGUUCAGUAGUGUCGGCCGUGAUCGUGGGCUCGUGUGUGGGGUACGCGUUCAGCCUCCUGACGUUGCUGGUCAACGUGUUGUUUGAACAGCCAUCCCCCGACAUUGAUGACCCACCCACCAGAAGCAUGUUUCAGCUCCUCAUCAAGCUGCUGUACUCCGUCGUCUCCGGCGGGGCGCUGGGAGUUCUUGCAAUCUAUGCCGGGGAGGCGGGCUUGGCCGCGGAAGGCAGUGUGACAGAUGCAUACGAAUUCCAGAACACUCUGGGAAGCCGGUGGACCUUUCGGGGCAGCAUCGGGCUGGGUGUGUUUGCCAUUGCGAUGCAAUUCAUCACUUUCCGCCUUAUCCUUGUUGAGAACCUGCCUCCUGUCAUUAAGGAGAGUGUUGAUCCGCCAUACAAUUGGCGAGACUCGCCGACAUGGGUGGUGCUUCGAACCGUUCAGUUCUUCCCUGGCUUCACAGCUAUUCCUACUUGCACGCUCGUGGCAGUGGUGCUUCGAGAUUUUUUGCAGUCUGGCCUUCCUUUCUUGACUUCUAUGGAACAGCAGUUUGUGAUGACAGGAGCAGGAAUUGUAUUGGCAAAUGUUUCUGCUUUGACAGUCCACAGGCUGCUUGGCAGUUUGCCCCAACUUCUUGGCUUCUUCUCUUGCAUCUUGGCUGCUUGUCUACUCUGUCCCUGGAAUAUGCUUUUCGGUGCCUUCACUGCCGUCUGGAUAGGUGUUGCCAUUGGGAGCAUUCUUGAGGAGGUGGUUUUGCGCCGGGCCUUGCAGAAAGAGAUCAGGCGACGAGAGGCGAUGGGUGAAGAUGACAUGGAGUUCUUCGACCAGAAGCGCGCAGCUUGCAUGGAAGAGUGGGAGAAAUUUGAAGAAGAGGAGCUGCCACCUCCUCCUCCCGAACCAGACCGGCAAGACAAGCUGAACGCGUACUUGCAGAUUGCAGCGGCAGGUGGCAGUGCAAUUGAGUACGCGAGGGAACUCUCAGCUGCCCAAGAGUAUCGAGAGGAGGAACCGGUGGAGUCCGCUUCUGAUGCUGAGAUGGCAGAGAACGACAGUCCAGAGCUUCACGACGAUGGCCACCUGCAGAUAGAGGAGCGAUCAGUUUCAGGUCACGGCACAAAGGAGACACUUCCAGUAUGGGAUGCGACAUCAACGCCGAUGUUGGUUGAAGAUGAAGCCUCUGUUCAGCAGGCCUUCUCCAAGGACUACAAUGACCAGAGGCAGGAGACAGAGGUUCAUGCCGAAGUCGAGCCGGCUGCCCUGCAUGCGCUCCGAAACGUCGAGGACGCGGAGCAACCGUCGGCCCCAGAGAUAGAUACGCGAGACCUCUCCAAGAGCUCUAUGGAGCCGGAGCAUAUCACAGAGCGUCUCCUGGAAGGUCCUUCCGAGGAGGCGCAGGAGCUCCGAGGAGGUGACCUUGCAGAGACGGCGGGCAUGCCUAAACACGAAGAACCUGGUGAGUUGCCAAUGCAGCUGGCAUUGACAAGUCCUGGACCGGCAUUGUCGCAGCGGUCACGUGACUUCUCGACGUUCUCGACACCGCAACCCUCCAGCCGAACCCGGGCUGCUGUGAAUCUUGAGGAUGGCUUUGAUUUCAGCCGAGAGAUGGUUGAUAUGGAUGAUUUGCUAACUAGCAAAUCCGAGAGUCAUCGCCCUUCGAAGGCAACUUCUAUGCGCUCGGUGACCACCACAACUACGCAACCAGCUCUUCCCGCUCCACAAGCAAAGAGCGCUGCUCCGACGUCUCCAGUCGGCAUGGACAUCAAUCCAGGCCUCAGGAGCAUGCGCCCACAACAACAAGACCUUUGGACGAGGACCCGUGGCCGACAACCUCCAACGGCUCCUUCACUGAGAGACAUGGCGCACCAAGCCCAGUCAAGCUACCAGGCAAAGGCUGCGAUGGCCCGCAGGUCUCGCCAGUGA
Molecule: messenger RNA, 7407 nt
Organism: Symbiodinium natans
Lineage: Eukaryota; Dinophyceae; Suessiales; Symbiodiniaceae
Source: the annotation of a GenBank genome assembly